AUGAAACCGACGAUGCACCAUCCUGACCAUGUCGAGUCCAGCGACCCUGACACUCCGGACACCGCCGACCAGUCGCAGCACACGAGCUCGAACUGCGAGAUCUUGAUCCCACAACCGUCGCAUGAUCCCAAUGAUCCACUGAACUGGUCGAGCUUGGAGAAGUAUUCGACGUAUCUCACGGUGUGCUUCUUCGUCGUGUUGGCGACGUUCAAUGCGUCUAACUUCACCGUGGCGAUCCUGCCUUUGUCCGAGGAAUUCAAUACAUCCACCACGCGAGCGGGAUACUUGGUCUGCUUCAAUGUGUUGUGGCUCGGGGUGGGCAACCUGUUCUGGGUCCCCCUGAUGCGGGUGAUUGGAAAGCGUCCGGUGUAUCUCGCCGCUCUGCUGCUUCUGAUGGGCAGCAAUGUCUGGUCCUUCGAGGCGCACAGCUAUGGUAGCCUUCUCGCCUCCAGGAUCAUCUCAGGCUUCGCAGCAUCGGCAUCGGACGCCACCGUACCGGCUCUUGUGGCGGACCUUUUCUUCGUCCACGAACGCGGCCACUGCAUGAUGAUGUUUCACAUGUCGCUCAGCUCGGGCUUCUUUGUUGGCCCACUCAUCUGCGCCUGGGUAGCGCAAGAGGCCGGCUGGCGCUGGACGUGCGGUCUACUGGCGAUUGCUUCCGGCGGGACUUUCGCAGCGGGUGUCUUUACGAUCCACGAAACAAGCUAUACUCGCGAAAAGGUGGACGUCGGGUUGCCGCGAGACGCUUAUGCACCAAAGAGAAGCUUCGUCCAAGAGCUGAGCAUACUGCGCGGCUACAACGCGGAACAAUCGUUCUUCGGGACUCUUGUACGCAUUAUCUCCAUGGUCGCCUACCCACCUAUUCUCUGGACAGGCCUGACUGUUGGUACUUUCGUUGGGUGGAACAUCGUUGUGCAACUGACCAGCUCUCAAACGUUUACGCAGCCACCGUACAACUGGCAGGUCGGCUUGUUGGGCUGCCUCUCUCUUGCUGGUUUCAUUGGUGCUUUGUUCGCCUUCUUCAUUGGCGGGAAGCUCAUUGAUAUCAUUGCCAGCCGGAUGACCAAAGCCAACGGCGGGCUGCGGCAGCCAGAGUUUCGACUCCCAGCCAUCGUUGUUCCUGCGGUCAUCGGACCCAUGGGGAUCCUGAUCUUCGGCCUCUGCGUCGCUCAUCAAACCACCUGGGUGGGUCCAGCUUUUGGGUAUGCCAUGCAGGGGUUUGGCCUCACCGCGGUCUCCAAUGUGGUAGUCACCUAUGCCGUCGAUGGUUACCAGCCACUUGCUGGUGAGGCGUUGGUUGUCGUGUUUGUGAUCCGCAACUCUCUCGGUACCAUUCUCGCGCUGUACACUAUCACCUGGCAAAUGGCUACCGGACAACAGAAUGCGUUCGGGGAGAUGGUUGGCAUCCAGUACUUCAUCAUCUUGCUAGUCAUUCCCAUGUACUUCUAUGGCAAGCGGAUCCGCGCCUGGACGGCAACCUUCGGGCCAGCCAAGAAUACAAGAGUCCCCAAAGCUGUCGAGGGCAACCGGUCUCUGGGCGAGGUGACCGAGAAGUCCAGUGAGAAGUGA
This is a messenger RNA of Saxophila tyrrhenica, 1569 nucleotides long. RefSeq lists its product as uncharacterized. The coding region runs from base 1 to 1569 and encodes 522 amino acids. Gene Ontology annotation, biological process: transmembrane transport. The transcript is spliced from 5 exons. The record is from RefSeq and is a predicted model, not a curated record. Gene Ontology annotation, molecular function: transmembrane transporter activity. Gene Ontology annotation, cellular component: plasma membrane. Lineage: Eukaryota; Fungi; Ascomycota; Dothideomycetes; Mycosphaerellales; Extremaceae.